CUGCUUCCGGCCGCGCCUCCUCCUUCGUUAGGUAAGCGCCUCUCCUCCUUCCAUCACUUCUUCGCCCGCUCUCUCCUCCCCUUCUGCUCCCUCAGCGCCCCCAUCCCUUUUUCGCAGGCGGCGCCUCUCCCCUCUCGAUUCGGCGUCUUCUGCUUCCGGCGCUCCUCCUCCUUCGUUAGGCGCCUCGGCCCUCUCGAUUCGGCGCCUUCGCUGCUCCCGGCCGGUGCCUCGUCCCUCGUUAGGCUUCUUCCAAAAGCUGCUCUGCUUACUCGCGCCCUGACACUUUGUUUGCUCGCAGUGGAUCGAACAGUGUAUAGACGAUCCAAAUGGAGACUCGCCGAGAUUGCUAGUGACAUCGAGGAUGAUCAGUCAUAUACCCGCCAGGAGGUGCUUACUGAAGAUGAUGCGUCAAGUGCGGACUCCGGCCCCGUCCGCCUCUCAGAUGGUUACCGAUUCAGGCUAUACGAUUUUGCCAUGGCGGGGUAUGUGGGGUGCGAGGCCGACCCCCGCACUUGGCAUGCGCCAACUUCGGCGCCUCUCUCGACUCUGUGGGGUGAGGGUUCGGAAGAAACUUGGGCUAAGGCUUUUACCCUUGCGAAGUCUGAGCGGGAACAGAAGCACCACAUUCUUCGUGCUCCCCCUGUGGAUUUUGGGAGAAAAGGGGAGAGAGCGCGCGCCCUGGGAGAACUUUACGACCAUGAGCUAGGGCACAGAAGGCGCCUAGCAUCCCUGCCGAGCGAACGCCCCGUUCAUCUGGGCAAGGCGUUUGAUGAUGUCGAGGAGGCGUCUCCUCGACUGUUUCCUUCCUUGGGGUCGCGCGACCCUCUCCCAGAGAAGACCUUAGGCAAGCGCCAUGCCUCGGCUGACUCUCCCAUUGUGGUUCCGAAGAAGAAGAACAAGCCGAGCCUUGGGAGCAUUGAUGAGAUUUUGGCACCUCCUCGCUCACGACGUGCCGUAAAGCCGAAGGAGCCUGUUCCAAUCUCUCCGCUCGGCGUGUCAGCACUUGUUCCAGAUCACCCUCCAAGGGUUAACUCUCGUCUGGAGGAUGAGUUGGCAUCGGUGAAGCGACAGCUUUCAGAUGCCUUGGCUGCUGAGAGUGUUUCUGCUCGUGAAGAGAAAGAGAAGGAGAUAGCCUUCCAGGCGAAGCGGAUUGAUACCUUGGAGAAGGAGCUGUUGGCGAUGUCUGCCGCUAGGGGUCACCAGAAGAGGGCUUUCAUCGGCAUUCGCAAGAAGGUCCGCUCCGAUAAUCCUGACAUGAAGUGGGAUACUCCGGAGGUCUGGCAGGCUAUGGAUGACUACUUCCUCUCCCUUGGUACGGAUAACGAGCCUUCUGACUCGGACCCGUACCCCUUAGACGAGGGUGACUCUUCUGCCGAUGAUGUGGAGGUUGACGUUGAGAAGGUUGGGGAAGAGGGAGUAGGUGACAACGUUGAUGCCAAUGCUGGUGCCGGGGAAGGUGGUGGGGACGUGGUUGCUGUUGAUGGUCAGGGUGGCGCCUCGGAUGGUGGUACCGAUGGUGACUCUAGCUCGUCCGACAAUCAUUCGAGCAAGUCAGACUAG
Molecule: messenger RNA, 1560 nt
Organism: Linum tenue
Lineage: Eukaryota; Viridiplantae; Streptophyta; Magnoliopsida; Malpighiales; Linaceae
Source: the annotation of a GenBank genome assembly